AUGCCCUGGUUCUUAGGCAAUGCGUUCAAGCUCCAUUCUAUGGGUGCCAACAUUGCUCGGCCUGCAAAGUCUGGUAUCUAUAUGCAUCGUGAUCAGAUGGGACUCACCCCUGAAACGAUCGAUCACCCUUAUCUUCUGAAUGCUAUGUGGUAUUUGGUGGAUGUUACGGAAGACCGAGGCGCCACCCGUAUGUAUCCCGGGUCUCACAACAAGAAUGUCGCGCCACUUAUUAUCAAUGAAGUUGGAGGAUCCGUUCCGGCGGCAGCUCCCGCUGGAACAUGUGUGCUCCUGGACAGCCGAACCUGGCACUCGACUGGCGUGAACACGUCGGACGCCACACGACCUGUCAUUCUGUCAGCAUUCUGCCGCUUCUUUUUGCAGGCCAUGGAGAACUACCCGGAGCUCAUGAGCGCGGAGACCAAGGCAAAAUUGUCUGACAGACAAUUGGGACUUUUGGGAUUCCGCGUUCCCGUGCGAGAUGGAAAGCGAGCGCAAGCGUACACCGCAUAUAAUUACCCAGGCGCGGAUUUUGGAAAGUCGAGGGCAUCGGCAGAUGUUGCAUGGCUCCCCAGCAAGACGAACGGGAAAUCUUAG
Messenger RNA from Colletotrichum fioriniae, 594 nucleotides. NCBI's taxonomy places the organism in Eukaryota, Fungi, Ascomycota, Sordariomycetes, Glomerellales, Glomerellaceae. The record is from RefSeq and is a predicted model, not a curated record.